Molecule: messenger RNA, 872 nt
Organism: Candidula unifasciata
Lineage: Eukaryota; Metazoa; Mollusca; Gastropoda; Stylommatophora; Geomitridae
Source: the annotation of a GenBank genome assembly
GUUUCACUGGUUUCUGACAGAGCAGGGGAAGCCACCCAGGGGAGACUAAGGUCCCUGCCUUCUCCAGGCCGACCCCCAAGUCGAGGCUCACCAACAACUGACCUCUAUCACACCAGGGAGAGAACCUCCAGUGGUCGUGACAGGCGAAAGAAACCAAAUCUGACAGAACCUGCUGGAAGGAAAGAACAAGAUCAGAGACAGACAAGAGGACGUGUCAAGGACUAUGAGGAGAGGAGUGCUGGCUCUGAUGUGGAGGUGUUUUCCAACCUGACAAGAUCUUCCAGUGUUGCCAGCAAUAGACUGAAGGCUCUACAGGAGGAGAUUGAGAAACUGAAAGAAGGAGUGGCCAGGGCAAACGAAAGAGCCAACCAGCCCCCACUUCCUGCCCAGAUCUACCACAUGCCAGCACCAGCCGCUGCAGCAGUGUCAGCACAACAGCAGCAGGACCCAGGCUACUUUGACCCCUUCGAUGAUCCCUAUGGGUUCAUGCGGAUGCCACGGCGGCGAGCAAACUCAUUUUCUGGAGGCCGGGAGCGUGAGUGGGAUGAGUGGUACUGGACUUUGCCUCAGAAUUGCCAGUAUGACGGCGGUGAUAUCCCGCUUGGCUAUGCAGCUGCCGAUGCUUACGCUGACCUGCCUGUGAGUUCAGCUCAGCAGAGACCCACAAGAGAAAAUUUCAAAAAUCGGCUGAGGCAGCGACGGGUGACAAAUGAAAGGCAGAGGGAAGAUGUACAGGUAAAUUAUUUUUACAGACGCCAAUCUCGCUCACCUUCCCAUCAGGCCGCAGGACGAUCACAUUCUCAGUCACGCUACAGAGUCCGAGAGUACAGUCGCCUCAGUGACUCUGAUGAGGAAGAGAGAAUCAGUCGAAG